AUGAUACGAAUUUUAGUCCUAUCAAGCGUCGUGGCUGCCUCUUUUGCGCGUCAAAAUUUGGGAGAGUCUAGAAAUGUGGUAACUGUCCCGACUAAUUGUCCUCAAGGUCAGGAAUGGAUAAAUGGAAUGUGCAGAGAUGUUUGGCGUAGUGGUGUCACUCCUCCAUCAGUGUCAUGGGGUAAUCCAGUUCCUCGCUUUGCCAACAUAAUUACCGUACCUCCCCACUGCCCUCCUGGUGAAGUAUAUGUUCAUGGAAAAUGCCGUGAAAUUUGGCGUGACGGCGGCAGUCUUCCGAAUUCAAAUCUCUAUAAUGGUCUAUUAGAGAGUCUUUGGAGUGAACAUGUGCGUAAAUUACAACAAUCACCAAGGAACUUUGCAAACAUACCUAGCCAAUGUCCAAUUGGAUUCCAAGCGGACGCCUUUGGAAAUUGUUAUCCGAUUAAAGACGAAUAA
Danaus chrysippus (African queen) is the source of this 453-nucleotide messenger RNA. NCBI's taxonomy places the organism in Eukaryota, Metazoa, Arthropoda, Insecta, Lepidoptera, Nymphalidae. The record is from the annotation of a GenBank genome assembly.